UACCUACAAAACUCCCCCACUCCACAGUCACUUUCCUCCUCCAUCAAAUCUUCACACUCUCUCCAUUUUCUCUCUCCAUUUUCUCUCUCCUUCGUUGAAUUCACUUCCACUGUUCUUCAGUUUUUCUUCUUCUUCUUCCUUCUUCCCCAUUUCUCUCGCCUGCUGAAUCCCACCCAGUUCCUGAAAUUUGUCUGCGCUUCUUCAAUUUUGCGGCGAUUCGAUCCCCUUUUCGUUUUCUCUUCCGUCCUCUUCGCCGGAACUCUUGCUUCUUUGUCUCCCUUUCACUUUCCCACUUUCCACUCUCUUCUUCAUGCCACUCUUCCUUUAUCCUCUGAAUCCCCAACCAAUUCUCCUCUUUCUUCUCCAGAUCUGACCCUUGGUCCGCCGGAUCCGUGCCCACCAACCCCGGAUAUGGAGGAAGCAUUGGAGCUGGCUCGUGCCAAGGACACCAAGGAGCGCAUGGCCGGUGUUGAACGCCUCUAUGAACUUCUUGAAGCUUCUAGAAAGAGCUUGAAUUCCGCCGAGACUACGGCCUUGGUUGAUUGCUGCCUCGAUCUUCUCAAGGAUAACAACUUUAGGGUUUCUCAGGGUGCUCUCCAGGCUUUGGCUUCUGCUGCUGUGCUCUCCGGUGAGCAUCUUAAACUGCAUUUCAAUGCUCUUGUCCCUGCCGUUGUUGAGCGAUUGGGUGAUGCCAAGCAGCCUGUGAGAGAAGCUGCUAGGAGGCUCUUGCUCACUCUCAUGGAGAUUUCUUCGCCAACAAUCAUCGUUGAAAGAGCUGGCUCUUAUGCAUGGUCACAUAAGAGUUGGAGAAUACGAGAGGAAUUCGCAAGAACUGUUACAUCAGCCAUUGGUUUAUUUGCAUCAACUGAGCUUACACUUCAGCGGGCCGUUCUACCUUCGAUUUUGCAGAUGUUGAAUGAUCCAAAUCCUGGAGUUAGGGAAGCAGCUAUAGUCUGUAUUGAGGAGAUGUAUACACAGGCUGGGCCACAGUUGCGUGAUGAGCUUCAGCGCCAUCACCUCCCUACCUAUAUGGUGAAAGAUAUUAAUGCCCGUUUAGAAAAAAUUACACCUCAAGUUCGGUCCUCAGAAGGACUUACAGGGAGUUUUUCCGUUGGGGACAUGAAGCCUGUAAAUAUUAACUCUAAGAAAAAUAGUCCCAAGGCUAAAAGUUCCAACAGAGAGGUCUCUCUUUUUGGAGGAGAAAGUGAUGUAACUGAAAAGCAGAUAGAUCCUGUCAAAGUGUAUUCGGAGAAGGAACUAAUAAGGGAAAUUGAGAAGAUAGCGUCUAUCCUUGUUCCAGAUAAAGAUUGGUCUAUUCGCAUAGCAGCCAUGCAGAGAGUAGAGGGCCUUGUUUCUGGAGGUGCUGCUGACUAUCCAUGUUUUAAGGGAUUGUUGAAACAACUGGUUGGACCUCUCAGUACUCAAUUAUCUGACAGAAGGUCUAGCAUAGUGAAACAGGCUUGCCAUUUGUUAUGCUUUUUGUCCAAGGAACUUUUGGGAGAUUUUGAAGCCUGCGCUGAAAUGUUUAUACCUGUCCUUUUCAAGCUGGUUGUAAUUACUGUACUUGUAAUUGCGGAGUCUGCUGAUAAUUGCAUAAAAACGAUGCUACGUAACUGUAAGGUUUCACGUGUGCUUCCUCGCAUAGCUGAUAGUGCAAAACGUGAUCGAAGUGCUGUACUACGUGCACGGUGUUGUGAAUAUGCACUUCUCAUUCUUGAGCAUUGGGCUGAUGCACCUGAGAUACAGCGAUCUUCUGAUUUGUAUGAGGAUCUUAUCAGGUGUUGUGUUGCUGAUGCAAUGAGUGAGGUUCGAGCAACUGCACGAGUAUUAUACAGGAUGUUCGCGAAAACUUGGCCAGAGCGUUCAAAACGAUUAUUUUCCUCAUUUGACCUUGUGAUUCAAAGGUUAAUUAAUGAAGAGGAUGGGGGUAUACAUAGGCGACACGCUUCUCCAUCUGUUCGUGAUAGAGGUACAAUGAUGUCACUCAACUCUCAAACAUCUACUGGUUCAAGCUUACCUGGAUAUGGAACUUCUGCUAUUGUUGCAAUGGAUAGAAGUUCAAGUUUAUCAUCUGGGACAUCGCUCUCUUCUGGACUUCUGUCUCAGUCAAAGACUUUUGUUGAUGGUUCUGAACGUAGUUUGGAGAGCGUGUUGCAUUCAAGCAAACAGAAGGUCAAUGCAAUUGAAAGCAUGCUCAGAGGCUUGGAUUUAUCUGAGAAACAUAAUGGAAAUCUUCGAUCAUCUAGUUUGGAUCUAGGAGUUGACCCUCCAUCAUCUCGUGAUCCACCCUUUCCUCAAGCUUUACCCGCAUCUAAUCAUUUCAGUAACUCUUCUACAGCUGAUCUAACUGCGUCAAAUAUGAAUAAAGGAAGGAGCCGCCAAGGUGGAUUGGGUUUAUCUGAUAUCAUCACUCAAAUUCAAGCUUCCAAAGGUUCUGGUAAAUUGUCACAUCGCAGCAAUGUGGUUAAUGAACCUUUGUCUAUUUUUUCAUCUUACUCAGCGAAGCGGGUUGUUGACCGACACCAGGAAAGGGGUUUUGUUGAAGAGAAUAAUGAUAUUAGAGAGGCUAAGCGGUAUAUUACCCCACAAAUUGAGAAGAAUUACUUGGAUGCAUCUUAUAGGGAUGGGAAUUACAAGGAUUCUCAUAAUAGUUAUAUUCCCAAUUUCCAGAGACCACUGUUGAGAAAGAAUGCAGCUGGGCGAAUGUCUGCAACUAGGCGUAGGAGUUUUGAUGAUAGCCAACUACCACUUGGGGAAAUGUCAAGUUACGUUGACAGUCCAGCUUCUCUCAGUGAUGCUCUUAGCGAGGGUCUUAAUCCAUCUUCUGACUGGUGCACUAGGGUUGGCACCUUCAAUUAUCUUCAGUCUCUGCUGCAGCAGGGUCCAAAAGGAAUACAAGAAGUGCUUCAAAAUUUUGAGAAGGUAAUGAAGUUGUUUUUCCAGCACUUGGACGACCCACACCAUAAAGUUGCACAGGCAGCACUUUCAACACUGGCCGAUAUAAUUCCAACCUGCCGAAAGCCAUUUGAGAGCUAUAUGGAGAGGAUCUUACCCCAUGUUUUCUCUCGGUUGAUUGAUCCAAAGGAGUUAGUUAGGCAACCCUGCUCGACAACUUUGGAAAUCGUUAGUAAAACUUAUAGUACUGAUUCUCUCUUACCUGCUUUACUCCGUUCUUUGGAUGAACAGCGGUCCCCAAAGGCAAAGCUGGCUGUUAUCGAGUUUGCUAUCAAUUCUUUUAAUAAGCAUGUAGUGAGUUCCGAGGGCUACAGUAAUAAUGGCAUCCUAAAGUUAUGGCUUGCGAAAUUGACACCAUUGGUUUAUGAUAAAAACACCAAGUUGAAGGAAGCAGCCAUUACAUGUAUUAUAUCUGUUUAUUCACACUUUGAACCAGCGGCUGUCUUGAAUUAUAUUCUUAGCCUAUCAGUUGAAGAACAAAAUUCCUUGAGGCGAGCCCUUAAACAAUAUACACCUCGCAUUGAGGUGGACUUGAUGAACUUCUUACAGAACAAGAAAGAACGUCAACGACCCAAAUCCUUGUAUGACCCAUCUGAUGUAGUUGGAACAUCUUCGGAGGAAGGGUAUGUUAGCAUGUCCAAAAAGAGUCAAUUCUUUGGUAGAUAUUCAGCUGGUUCUCUUGAUGAUGAGAGUGGUAGGAAGUGGAAUAUGAACCAGGAAUCAACCCUAGUAACAAGGAGCAUUGGUCAAGUUACAUCUGAUGAACUUCACGAGAAUUUGUACCACAAUUUUGAUUCUGGUUCCAGCAAUGAUUUUAUUAAUAUGAAAACCAAAGAUGUGCAUUAUUUGGAAAAUUCCACACAACAGAACCUGGGCUCACAGACAAGUCUGGUGGAUAAUGUUGAUAAUAGUGUUAAUAUUGAUGAUUUGUCUUCCCUGCAUUUGGUUAAUGGCGAGAUUGACGACGAUCACUUAGGAAUUGCUGAAAACAUUGCAUACAACGAAGAGGCUUCACUAGAACUCGAUUCUCAUCAACACAAAACUAAAACUGUCAACUCCAUGUUGGACAUAGGCCCUAGCAUUCCUCAAAUUCUUCACCUGAUCAGUACUAGCAAUAGUGAAAGUCCUUCUGCAAGCAAAUGCAGUGCACUUCAGCAGUUAAUUGAAACUUCCAUAAAUAGUGAUCCAUCCAUUUGGACCAAGUACUUCAAUCAAAUUUUGACAGUGGUAUUGGAAGUGUUGGAUAAUUCUGAUUCCUCUGUACGUGAGCUUGCUCUUUCAUUGAUAACUGAAAUGAUUAAGAAUCAGAGGGAUUCUAUGGAAGAUUCUGUUGAAAUCGUGAUUGAGAAACUGCUUCAUGUUACCAAGGACAUUAUUCCCAAAGUAUCAAAUGAUGCAGAGCAUUGCCUGACUAUUGUGUUAUCUCAGUAUGAUCCAUUCAGAUGCUUAAGUGUCAUUGCUCCUUUGUUAGUUACCGAGGAUGAGAAAACUCUUGUUACCUGCAUCAACUGCUUGACAAAGCUUGUAGGUCGGCUCUCGCAAGAAGAGUUGAUGUCACAAUUGCCCACUUUUUUGCCUGCUCUCUUUGAAGCAUUUGGACAUCAGAGUGCUGAUGUAAGGAAGACUGUUGUAUUCUGUCUCGUUGACAUCUACAUAAUGCUUGGGAAACAAUUUUUGCCACAUUUGGAAGGACUCAACAGCACUCAACUACGUUUGGUUACAAUUUACGCCAAUCGAAUUUCGCAAGCUAGGACGGGAACCACCAUUGACGCCAAUCAUGAUUAGGGAGUUUGGUUGCGUGUAAUGUAAUUUCUGAUGUGAAGAAGUGUUCGUAUAUUCCAUUCCUUGGUGUAAUUCUGUAUAUUGUGUGCAUACAUUAUGGAGGCUUUCUGUCCAUUGGCCUAUAUUUUUUUUUUACCCAUUAUAUAUUCUUUUCUGUCAUUUCAUUUUUCUAGAUGCCAGUUUGGUUUGGAGUCCAGAGUGUUUGAUACCCAUUAUGAAAUUCAAAUUACUGUGCCCAAUUUUGUAUUUUACUGUUCCAGAGUAUUAUUUAUAUGUUAUUGGAUGGGGGAGGGGCUUGAAUUUUAUUUUA
Messenger RNA from Benincasa hispida (wax gourd), 5047 nucleotides. RefSeq names its product CLIP-associated protein (gene CLASP). The record is from RefSeq and is a predicted model, not a curated record. Gene Ontology annotation, biological process: microtubule cytoskeleton organization. NCBI's taxonomy places the organism in Eukaryota, Viridiplantae, Streptophyta, Magnoliopsida, Cucurbitales, Cucurbitaceae. Gene Ontology annotation, cellular component: cytoplasmic microtubule. Gene Ontology annotation, molecular function: microtubule binding.